Messenger RNA from Durio zibethinus, 3397 nucleotides. RefSeq lists its product as uncharacterized. NCBI's taxonomy places the organism in Eukaryota, Viridiplantae, Streptophyta, Magnoliopsida, Malvales, Malvaceae. Gene Ontology annotation, molecular function: polysaccharide binding. The record is from RefSeq and is a predicted model, not a curated record.
AGAAAAGGGAAAUCUUGUUGAAGAAUGCAAUAAUAUAACAUAUAAUUCCCACAAGAAAACAAAACAGUCUGCCGUCUGCGUGGAAUAUUUUGUUCUAAGCAGUCAGGAAAAUACGCUAUCACCCUUUGACACGUAAUUGGUUUGUAAUGAGAAGAACCAUAGAGCUGAGACAUUAGACUUCCAGGCAACAACGUGUGCAUUGAAUGUAACGAAAAGAAAACGCAAAAAAAAAAAAAUGGAUGGGAUAAUAUUUCUUUGUCUUUAGGUCAAAUUCGUUCAAUCAAGUAGUUUCGUGGAUUGUGGUGAGGUGCAAUUAUUUUUAUUGAACAACUCAGAUACGUAUGUUGACUUUCCAUGAAUCCCACUUGAUUGACAUGAUCCAUCAUGUUGCAUGCGCAUUAAAUAUUCAUGUGUGUGAAAUUUAUAAAUGCUAAGGAGGGCGAACCCCAACUUGGAACUUUGUGGGUCGAACCGUACCUCAUCCACCGUACAAUUAUCAUCUUUCUUACGCUAGUCACUUGGAGUCGCCUGCAGCUUGGAAUUUGUCACGCCCCACAUGCUUCCAUGUGAACGGAUCCCUCUCCUUUUAAAGCUUUCUUCCCAUUCCAGGACUUUCAUGUAUGUAUGUAGAUAUUUUCGUUGUAGGAAAUUUCGAUGGUGUAGUAGUACUUGUGGUCAAUUUGUAUUUAUAAAAAUGGGAAAUUUCUUCUUUACAAUAAUUAAAUUUGCAGAUAACGCUUAGAUAAUAACAUGUGAUGGAUCCUACACGAGUAAUGUAUUCCAAAUUAGACUUACAAGAUUUGCAACCAAAACCAAUGACGUAACAAAACUUAUUAACUGAGAUUUGAGCCUCUCUUUCUCUUGUUAAUGGAAAAUUUUCUUCAUCUUGUAAAUUUGUAAUUAUAUAUUGAUUUGGAUUUAUUGAAAUCUUUUUAUGAGAAUGAAUCAUUAUUGGCAAGAAGAAAGAGUGCAAAAAUUUGAAUUAAUGUUGAAUAGUAUGGGCAUGAAUUCAAGCCGCCUGGAUAGCUGGUGACUGAUGUUAGUUUUGGCUUCUCUAAAGUGGUCAUGGGAUGAUUAUCAAUUUAUUAUUGUCACAUGAAGCUUGUUGCUAUUCUUUUUCAAACUAAUAAUAAAGUUUCCAAUGGCUUUCAUGCGUCCCUUGUGGUGUGGGCCUUGGAGAUUUAGGUUUCAAUGGCAUUUAAACUUUAAAGAUAAGGUAUAUAGCUGUCACAUGCUAUAAUUUCAAUACUCCAUGUUGAAUGUUAGACUUAAUAACAGAUAGAAAAUUAGAUUUAUUUUUGGUCACUAAUUUCACCUCUUUUUUUCUAUUUUUUCUAUCAUUUUGUCAAUUUUUUUUAAAGUAUAAAGUUUUCCUCCUCCAUCGCAGAAAAGAAGAGACAAAAUAUAUGGGUACAUCUCCAUUUAACCCAAGGUCAUUCAUAAAGCAAGACUAGGUCAGGCCAUUCACCAUUUCACAUAAUAAUAAGUGUCCUAAGGUCCAAUUGUAGCUCAGGUCCUACCUAAGAAGGUGGGCUUGACCCCAACAUGACAGAAGUUUUUCCAAUUCCUGGGCUCCUAGCUAAGGCUGGACUGGACCUUGGACAAGAAAUUGAUUGCGUUCCAUGAAAGCAGAAACAUAACAACUGGCAGAUUUUACAGCAAAUAGAAUCAUAAACAAUAACAAUGAGAAAUAUAAAUAAUCUCUAGAUGAGUUUGUUUACAAAGAAAGCAUAGGCAAUUGUCCAUUUAAUUUCGUGUCUCUAAUACAAUUACAAUAUUAAUAAUUGAGACAAUAUAUAGAAUAGGUUUUUUGGGAUCUUCGUUAUGAUUUAUGAAUGCUACGAAGAAUGUGAAAUCGAAUUCUAAGACGCUAACAGACCAAAGAGAAAGUAAUCAGUCCAAAAAAGCAAACAAAAGAAAAACCAAAUUAAAGUGAUGUUAGAAUCAAACAUUCUGCAGUCAGCUUUUACGGAAUUCACAUGCUCAUCAAUCAUCACAUAGUUUUGGUAUUCUCCUCAAACCUUCUCAAACCAUAAGGCACAAAAGCAAAGUAUAUGUCAGGGAAACAGAAGAAAAGGAAACAGCAUUAGUUUGACAGAUUUUUUCUCCUUAGGACUUCACUUUAUUUCAUCUGAUGAUUGCUUGACCUUAAAACAACACAAAUCCCACUAGAGAAGCUAAAAUAACUUCCGACAUUACUCUGAUGGAUUCUCUGAUCUUCACCUACAAUCCUACUAUGUCAAAACAUAAAUUUUCUUCAUUUCUCUGUUUGUGUUCCCCAUUCGUUCUAUUCAUCUUUCCAUUUCGUAGCCUCAUAGAAGCUCAAGCAAGCCUUUGUAGAACUACUUGUGGUGAUAUCCCUAUAAACUACCCUUUUGGAAUUGAUAAUGGCUGUGGCAGCCCUUAUUACAGACACAUGCUUGCCUGCUCCGACCCUGGCAAGCUUGAGCUUCUUACACCCUCCGGUCGAUACCCUGUACGCAGCAUUAGUUACUCUGAUCCUCAUAUCCUUGUUACGGAUCCAUUUAUGUGGAAUUGUCAAGAUGGUGAUAACUUUCGUCCUACUAGGCCUUUUAGCCUCGACACAAGCACGCAUUUCUCACUGUCCCCUCAAAAUGACUACCUCUUCUUCAACUGUAGUGAGGAUUAUGUGAUUGUUGAGCCAAAGCCUAUCUUCUGCGAGAGAUUCCCUGACAGGUGUGAUUCAACAUGCGAUAGUGCUAGUUAUCUUUGCAGGCAUUUACCUGAAUGUGCCACAGCACUGCAUGGUAGUUCUUGCUGCUCUUACUACCCCAAAGCAACAGAGUCCUUAAGACUGAUGCUGAAGUAUUGUGCUUCAUAUACAAGUGUGUAUUGGAGAACUGUCGGCACAACCACUGAUUCUUCAUAUAACCAGGUACCUGAAUAUGGAAUUCGGGUUGAUUUUGAUGUUCCAGUGACUACAAACUGCCUUCAGUGUCAGGAUCCAUCCAAGGGAGCUGGAACAUGUGGAUUUGAUACACAAACGCUGAAUUUCCUUUGUCUAUGUAAGGAGGGCAAUGUCACAUCCUAUUGUAAAGAUCAUGACAUUUCUGGGCACAGAAGGGCAGGAGUGAUUGCAGGGACUGUAACCGCAGUUUCACUUGCUGGAGCCGUAGGAAUAGGGGUCGGUAUUUGGUUCUCGAAGAAAGUGAGAGCUAAAGCACCUGUAACAUGUGGGGUUCAAAGCAAUGACAAUAGGCUUUUCUGAAGAAAGUUUGAGUGUGGGCAAAGUUAAAGCAAGCUCAACUUUAUUCUUUUUCUUUACUUUGUUAAUCAUGUUGAACUGUAGGAGAAACCUCCUUAGUGGUUUGUUCUGUCCUUUGUUUAUAGUAAAAGAAAUUUGACAGAGCUGAGGAUUCACUCCAGUGACUUUGGU